CCCGGAAGCGGCGGUGGCGGCGGGAGCGGGAGCGCGGCCGGUGCCGUGGCCAAGGCAGCGCCCAGGACCCCUGACCCCACCCUUGGCGAGGGCAGGGUGGGGCAGGGCGGGGCCGUUCAGGUGUGCGGGCCCCGCCCCGGCGCCCCCUGCUGGUCACAGGUGUGGCAGAGAUGGACCCAGCGAGGACAGUGGACACGGUGUUCCCUGGUUGUCACCACAGUGGGGAGGAUGAGGAGGAAAGUGUGACAGCAGUGGCAGCCGUGACAUCAUCUGUGUGUCACCCUGCUUCGAAUGAGGAGGAGGAGGAGGACAAGGAGGUGGCUGCAGUGGUGACAGCCACAAUGUCCCUGGGGUGCCACCCCAGUGAGGAUGAGGAGGUGGCAGUGGGUGUGACAUCCCAAGGUGGGCCAUGUGGCCGGGAUGAAGAUGUGCUGGCACCAGCCACAACGUCCCAGAGCUGUCAUGCUGGUGAGGAGGAGGAAGAGGUGACCACGGCGGUGACAACGGCAGUGACAUCCCCCGGCAUGCAGCUCAGUGAGGAGGAGAUGACCAAGGCCACAAUGUCCCCAGCACAUCCCCAUGUAGGGGCUGAAGAGGAGGUGACAGCAGCGGUGACGUCCCCAGCAUGUCACCCUGGUGAGGAAGAGGAGGUGACAGCGGCAGUGACAUCCCCAGCAUGUCACUGUGAGGAGAAAGAGGAGGAGGUGACAGCAGCGGUGACAUCCCCAGCGCGUCACCGCAGUGAGGAAGAGGAGGUGACAACGGCAGUGACAUCCGCAGUGUGUCACCCCAGAGAGGAAGAGGAGGUGACAGCGGCAGUGACAUCCCCAGCAUGUCACCCUGAGGAGGAAGAGGAGGAAGCGACACCAGUGGUGAUGUCCCCAGUGUGUCACCCCAGUGAGGAAGAGGAGGAGGUGACAGCAGCGGUGACAGCAGCAGCGGCCACGUCGGCCCCGGGCGGGCGGCGUGGCGCGGACGAGGACGUGGCGGCCGCGGGCUGGCGAGCGCGGCGCAAACACGUGUUCGUGCUCAGUGAGGCCGGCAAGCCCAUCUACUCCCGGCACGGCAACGAGGAGGCGCUGGCGGCCACCAUGGGUGUCAUGAUGGCCCUGGUGUCCUUCAUCCAGAGCGGCGGCAAUGCCAUCCGUGCCAUCUGCUCCGAGGACCGCACGCUGGUGUUCGAGCAGCGGGGCCCGCUGCUGCUCGUGUCGGUGUCCCGCACACGGCAAUCGGCGGCGCAGCUGCGGAGGGAGCUCGCCUUCGUUCACGAGCAGAUCCUGUCCCUGCUGACCCGCGGCGGCAUCGCCCGAGUCUUCGCUCGCCGCCGUGGCUUCGACCUCCGCCGGCUGCUGGCGGGCGCCGAGGCCGUGCUGGACCGGCUGCUCUGCGGGGCCGCUGCCGAUGGGCGGCUGCUGCUGGGAGCCGCUCGCUGCCUGCCCUUGCCCGGGGGGCUCCGCCGGGCCGUGUCCGGGGCUCUGCGCCGCGCCGCCGCCGCCGCUCGCCCCGCGCCCGCCCUGGCCGUGCUGGCAGCCCGGGGCCGCCUGGUGACAGCGGCGCGACAGCGAGCGCUGGCCGAGGGCGGGCGGCUCUGCGCCAGCGACCUGCACCUGCUGCUCAACCUGCUGGGCGGCGGGGCGGGCGCGGGCGAGGUGUGGACCCCCGUGUGUUUGCCACGUUUUAAUCCCGAUGGGUAUUUCUAUGCGUACGCGGCGAGGUUGGGCGAGGAGGAGGAGGAGGAAGGCGGCGUGACGCUGAUCCUGCUGUCCACGGAGCGGGAGGGUUUCUACGCGGCGGCUGCGUGCCGGAGGCAGCUGGAGGACACGCUGCGGGCUCAGGGAUGGUUGGCCGAGCUGGCCGCGGCUGUGCGAGGGGGAGCGGGGUACGGCCCGUCCCGCCCCGGUGCCCCCGAGCUCCGGCAUUUCCUCUACAAACCUUUGGAAGGGCCGGAGGAGAUGCAGCAGCUGCCGCAGUUCACCAGCCCCGAGCUGGAGGAGCCCUACACCAGCGAGGAGGAGCAGCACCGGCUCUUCGACCUGUACCACUACCUGCACAGCCGGGUGCACAGCCCGCACCGGCCCCUGCGCCUGCUCUACCAUGUGGCGGAGAAGGAAACGCUCCUGGCCUGGGUGACCAGCAAGUUCGAGCUGUACAGCUGCUUCAGCCCGCUGGUGACGAAGGCGGGCGCCAUCGCCGUGCUGACCAAGCUGCUGCGCUGGCUCAAGAAGGAGGAGGACUGGCUGUUCAUCCGCUACCCGGCACCGUUCUGUGCCGCACCUGCGCGCCCCGAGGCGCCCGAGCCCGAGGGCUGACAAUAAACACUGAGACCCUG
Catharus ustulatus (Swainson's thrush) is the source of this 2329-nucleotide messenger RNA. RefSeq names its product MON1 homolog B, secretory trafficking associated (gene MON1B). Lineage: Eukaryota; Metazoa; Chordata; Aves; Passeriformes; Turdidae. Gene Ontology annotation, biological process: vesicle-mediated transport; protein targeting to vacuole. The coding region runs from base 171 to 2309 and encodes 712 amino acids. The transcript is spliced from 5 exons. The record is from RefSeq and is a predicted model, not a curated record.